Molecule: messenger RNA, 1335 nt
Organism: Bathycoccus prasinos
Lineage: Eukaryota; Viridiplantae; Chlorophyta; Mamiellophyceae; Mamiellales; Bathycoccaceae
Exons: 1
Coding region: 1-1335 (444 amino acids)
Source: RefSeq, a predicted model, not a curated record
AUGGCGAUUGCAGACCGCGCGCCGGGCAUGUUGUGUUCUUUAUCUGUGUGUUAUAGUGUGUGUUCGUGCGCUCGUCUUGGAGACUCUGGUGGGAGAGUUUAUCUGAAAACUUUUCGAAAGAGGCGAACGCUCUCUCCGUACUACGAAAAAUACUCUCAAAACGAGAAGAUAUUUCAGUCGUCUCGUGACUGGAUAUGUGUUUCGAGAGAUCUUUCCGUCAGAGAAGGCGUGGUAUUGGUGCAGAAAGCAGCAGGCAAACAACACAAUAAAGAAGAGAGUUGUUUGUUCUUUCUUUACUCGUUUGGGGAAAAGAAACGCCUCCUUUUCGUGGCUCUGUUUGUUUUGUCCUCAGAGAGAGAGAAGAAUACACACGUAUAUAAAAUGAGGACGACGUCGUGCACCACCACCACUUCCUACGCGUCGUGUUCUUUCCGCGUUCGACGGAAGAGGACUUCGACGAAAAGAAAUUCGAUUCGAUUUUUCUCGACGGUAUCGUCUUCGUCAUCUUUCGAAAGAGAUGACGACGACGACGCCGUGGCGACGAUGGAGCGGAAAAGCAGCGGCGAGACGUCGACGUCCUCCUCUUUUACGAUGACGACAACGAGCGUCACUUUGAGAGAAGACAAAGAAGAAACAAAAGCGGUGAAAACGUUCAAGAUGAGACAAGGCAGGCACGCUUCGUUUUCGGCGAAAAAAUCCGGCACGGUGCACGUGCUCGAGGUGUCGGAUCCUUCGAGAGGGUUACGAGAAUACAUGAGCUUACCGGCGACGUCGUACUCUACUUUAGACGGAGAAACGGUGAAACGAAUAGACGACUGCACGUUCGAGUGCACGCUAGGGACGCUCUCAUUUCUUGGGUUUAAGAUUACGCCGACGGUCACGGCGAAGGUGGACGUGAGGCCGAACGGCGCGGGGCCGAUGAUUUCAGUCGAAGAGGCGACGAUUUCGGGGAGUAAGAUUGUGGAAGAUGCGAACGAACAGUUUCAGUUGAGUUCGGUGAACGACGUGUCGUGGUUUGAUUCCGCGACGGAGGAGUUUCCGAACCAGAAAACGAUUCAAUCGGAUACGACGGUGAGCGUGUAUUUGAUCGUGCCGAGGUGGUUUCCGUUUACGGUGAAGAGCACGGAGAGGACCGGGAGGUUUGUCGUGAAUCAAGUGGUUGGUCAAGUUGUUCCGAGAUUUUUGAAACAGUUGAAAGCGGAUUACGAGGUGUGGAGUUUAGGGGACGAUUCGAGGAAAGCCGUGUGUGAGGGCGGGUUGUUUGACGUCGAUCAAUCGAAAAGCAAUCCGGAGAUGUGCGACGUAUCUUCAAAGGAAGAAGACGAACAGGAUUGA